AUGAAUAGCUUUUUUCUAUUUUUACUUACCCUUCUGACCAUUUGUGUUGCCCAAGAGGACUCCGGCCGAUAUGUCGAUCGGAUCAAGAUUGAGACUUUUUCCAAAACCAAGUUUGGUCUUAUACAUGAUUCCUACACCUACUACGUCAAGGAUAGUUACGAUCAAAUUCAAAAGGACUACUUCCCGUAUGAAUUUCUAUCAAUCGGGUAUCUUUAUGAGGAUGAUUAUGCUGCUGACACUGUUUCGUGUGCGACCGACGUGUGCCCAAAGCUAAGAAGAAUUUAUGCGCAUACCACUACUGUCAAUGGAAAAGUCACCACUCGCCUCCUCGACUCUGCAUUGAAAGCUAGUCUUGGGGCCACCACCGCCAAGCCGAUCGGAUUCGUUGCUCCAUACCCAGGAUACUGUAGUUCCGACGAUCUUGUUCCAAUAAUUGAGAUGUACUCCGAUUAUUUGAAGCAGUACGUAUACUGGACUCCGUUAAGACCACACGAUUAUACAAUUUGGAAUAACUAUCCUGACGACCUCUCCAGAUAUGUACCAAAACGUCUAGUUGGGUAUGCACUUUCUGGAGACUCAAAUAGAACAGUUCUCUAUAACGCUGCACCAGAUUUUGUGAAGCCGAUUGGAAAAGCUAACUAUACUCAUUCCUUCUUUCCUACUUACCAUUCCAUGAUUUUUAUUAAAAACCGCACCUUAGUACACGUGGCCUCCCCUGCCGCAGUUGAUGCUUAUUUAAAGAAAACAGCCGAAUUCCCAAUUAAUCAAAAAUUUGGAGUUUAUGUUCUCGGAAAAGGAACUGCUGCCGAAUUCACGAGACUUUCCGCGGUUUGCGGAGAGCUGAUGCCAAUUUACACUGCAAUGAACGCUCACAAAAACCAAACUGAAUUUUUCGCUCGUACCGUUGCUGCUCCGUAUACAGCUAUGGCCCAAUCGGGAUGGACAUUCAAAGAAAACAGACGAGUUUGUGGAGGAAUCAGGGGAUUAGCCCCGUUGCGGGAGUUUAAGCAAAAGACAUCGGGACACUUCGUUUAUAUGAACGAUCCAGACAUGAUUGCUAAGGAACUUGGAGAUCUAUAUGAAGUGACUUCCAAAAAUCUUGGGUAUGCUCCACUUGAUCAAUUCGGUUUUCUUCUUGUUAACGCUACUAUUUGA
Molecule: messenger RNA, 1155 nt
Organism: Caenorhabditis remanei
Lineage: Eukaryota; Metazoa; Nematoda; Chromadorea; Rhabditida; Rhabditidae
Exons: 5
Coding region: 1-1155 (384 amino acids)
Source: RefSeq, a predicted model, not a curated record